Molecule: messenger RNA, 586 nt
Organism: Pyrus x bretschneideri (Chinese white pear)
Lineage: Eukaryota; Viridiplantae; Streptophyta; Magnoliopsida; Rosales; Rosaceae
Product: cytochrome c oxidase subunit 6a, mitochondrial
Exons: 4
Coding region: 50-352 (100 amino acids)
Biological process (GO): mitochondrial electron transport, cytochrome c to oxygen
Cellular component (GO): mitochondrial inner membrane
Molecular function (GO): enzyme regulator activity
Source: RefSeq, a predicted model, not a curated record
UCUCUGCACAAAAACAUCAAAAGGUGAAAGAUAAGAGUCUUGCUAAGAAAUGGCGACGGCGAUGUUCCGAUCUGCUGGGCUUCGAACCGCCCUGCGUGGCGGCUCUCGAUCCGCUGCUCCCCCAAGGCGCUCAUUCUCCUCCUCUGCUGGACACGACGAUGCUCGUGAGACGGCCAAGUGGGAGAAGAUAACUUACCUGGGCAUCGCUUCCUGCACUAUUUUAGCUUUUGUUAACCUGUCAAAGCCGCAUCCUCACUACGAUGCUCCUCCCGCUUACCCAUACCUGCACAUCCGCAAUAAGGAAUUCCCAUGGGGUCCAGAUGGCCUUUUUGAAGCAAAGCAUGAGCACUAGGCUGUCAUUUGGGACAUUUCAAGGAGGCACCAUUUGGAAUAACUCUGUUUCACGUUCAUGUCAGAUGGAUUCAUUUGUCUUCUUUGAAUUUCUUUCGAUAUGAAUACUUGCGCUUAUUUUUCAACAUGAAUUCGGGAUCAAGACCUUGUGGCAAGUUGUUCAAUUUUUUGUUAUGUUUGUAACCAUUGACACAGAUAAAUAAGAUGAUGACAUGUUGGUUUGUUUCCCUUUCCA